Molecule: messenger RNA, 1686 nt
Organism: Coffea arabica (coffee)
Lineage: Eukaryota; Viridiplantae; Streptophyta; Magnoliopsida; Gentianales; Rubiaceae
Product: methylthioribose kinase
Molecular function (GO): S-methyl-5-thioribose kinase activity
Source: RefSeq, a predicted model, not a curated record
AAAAAAUGAUGGCGUGCUCCAUGCUGCCGGUGGUGGGACCGUCCAAGGAAUCCAAUUCUCUUUCUGUUUCCCUGUAGUCUCAGUUCACAGUUCCAAACCUACGAAAGUCAGUAGACGAAUAAGACUCGGCAUCCAACGUCGUCCUUUCAUGCCCCUUCUCUCCACUGGAACAAAGCUCUUCUACAAUAUCUAAUAAAGAGAACCCCAUCUUCUUCCUUUGAAGCCGCUCUCACAGCUUUCCCAGCCCUUGGCGUCAAUAUCAACCCCUCAGCGGCUGCCGAGAUAUAAUGGCAUCAGAUGGGUUCCGGCCCCUGGACGAGAAAUUUCUGUUGGAGUACCUCAAGGCCACCCCCGUUUUAGCAGAGAAGCUUGGGAACCAAUUCGAAGACUUGCAAAUCAAAGAAGUUGGUGAUGGCAAUCUCAACUUUGUCUACAUUGUUGUUGGCCGCUCUGGCUCCUUUGUCAUCAAACAGGCUCUUCCGUAUAUCCGUUGUAUUGGGGAAUCAUGGCCAAUGACAAAAGAGCGUGCUUAUUUUGAAGCUAGGACACUGAGAGAGCAUAGGCGUGUGUGUCCUGAUCAGACUCCUGAGGUCUAUCAUUUCGACCGUGCAAUGUGUGUGAUAGGCAUGCGCUACAUUGAGCCGCCUCAUAUAAUACUCAGAAAAGGACUGAUCGCUGGCAAAGAGUACCCAUUGCUUGCAGAACACAUAUCGAACUUCAUGGCUAAAACUCUUUUCUUCUCCUCUCUUCUUUACCUUACCACUACCGAACACAAGCAUGCAGUUGCUGAAUUCUGUGGAAAUGUGGAGCUUUGCAGACUAACUGAGCAAGUGGUUUUUUCUGACCCUUACAAGGUCUCUCAGUAUAACCAUUGGACAUCUCCUUAUCUUGAUAGUGAUGCAGAGGCAGUUCGGCAAGAUAAUAUAUUGAAGCUUGAAGUUGCAGAGCUGAAGUCCAAAUUUUGCGAGAGAACCCAAGCUCUCAUCCAUGGUGACCUUCAUACAGGUUCUAUCAUGGUUACUAGCAAGUCUACUCAAGUUAUAGAUCCAGAAUUUUCUUUCUACGGGCCGAUGGGAUUUGAUGUUGGAGCUUUUAUUGGAAACUUAAUCCUGGCUUAUUUUGCACAAGAUGGACAUGCAAAUGAGGGAAAUGACAGAAAGGAAUAUAAGUUGUGGAUAUUGAAAACUAUAGAAGAGACCUGGAAUCUUUUUCAUAAAAAGUUUACUGCUCUCUGGGAUGAACACAAGGAUGGCCCUGGUGAGGCAUAUCUGCCAGAAAUUUAUAAUAAUGCAGAACUUCAUCUGUUGGCAAAACAGAAAUAUAUGGAAGAUCUGUUCCAUGACAGUCUUGGAUUUGGUGCUGCAAAGAUGAUAAGGAGAAUUGUUGGGGUGGCUCAUGUUGAAGACUUCGAAUCAAUAGCUGAGCCAGAGAAACGUGCGAAUUGUGAACGGCAAGCUCUCACCUUUGCAAAACUGCUUCUGAAGGAAAGGCGAAGGUUCAAGAGCAUUGGUGAAGUUGUUUCCGCCAUUCAGCAGCCUAAACCAUGAGAAACUCCUCCUCAAAUUUAUGAUUUUAGAUAUUGCAAGGAUGAUUGAGUUAAAUUGUGAUACACAGUGAUAUCUCCAAAGGACAGGCAGAAUGUAUUCAAGGGUAAUAAGAGAUUUCUUCGGUUUUGCGUCCCACUAA